Messenger RNA from Danaus chrysippus (African queen), 1104 nucleotides. Lineage: Eukaryota; Metazoa; Arthropoda; Insecta; Lepidoptera; Nymphalidae. The record is from the annotation of a GenBank genome assembly.
AUGAGUUUGUUAGCUAAAAAACUUUUUAGUUUUGGAGGUGCUAUUAAAAAUGUAAACAAAAAUUCUAUUAGACUUUCUUCUCAUUUCAUAUUUCAUCCAGACAAUGAAAAGCCAAUUGAAGGAGAAACGAAAAAGAUGAAUAUGAUGCAAGCUAUAAACGAUGCAAUGGACAUCACACUCAAAAAUGAUCCCACAGCCGUCUUAUUUGGUGAAGAUGUCGGCUUCGGAGGUGUUUUUAGAUGUGCCUUGGGAUUACAGGAAAAGUAUGGCAAAGACAGAGUAUUUAACACACCACUAUGUGAGCAGGGUAUUGCAGGGUUCGGUAUUGGAUUAGCAACCGCCGGUGCAACUGCCAUAGCUGAAAUACAGUUUGCAGAUUAUAUAUUCCCAGCCUUUGAUCAGUUAGUAAAUGAAGCAGCUAAGGCUCGAUACAGAUCGGGCGGUCAGUUUGACUGUGGAGCGUUGACGGUUCGCGCCCCUUGUGGAGCAGUGGGUCACGGAGGGUUAUAUCACUCACAGAGCCCUGAGGCAUUCUUCGCUCAUGCGGCAGGGCUGAAGGUGAUAGUACCAAGAGGUCCAAUUACAGCGAAAGGUCUUUUAUUAUCGUGCAUCCAAGAAAGGGAUCCCUGUAUUUUCUUGGAGCCAAAGAUUUUAUACAGAUCUGCCAAUGAAGAAGUCCCUAUUGAUAGUUAUACUUUACCGAUCGGAAAGGCUCAGGUUUUAAGAGAAGGUAAUCAAGUAACUCUAAUAGCGUGGGGCACACAAGUACACGUUUUACUUGAAGUUGCUCAAAUAGCGAAAGAUCAGUUUGGCGUUAGCUGUGAGGUUAUAGAUCUUAUGUCAAUACAACCGUGGGACGAAGAGACUGUUUGUAAUUCAGUGAAAAAGACCGGUAGAUGUCUAAUAGCGCAUGAAGCUCCACUCACUUGCGGUUUUGGCGCGGAAUUGGCAGCUACUAUUCAGGAGGAAUGUUUUCUUCACCUAGAGGCGCCUAUAUCUCGUGUAACAGGCUGGGAUGCGCCCUUUCCUCAUGUAUUCGAACCAUUCUACUUACCAGACCGUUGGCGUUGUCUAGAAGCCAUCAAAAAUUUGGUGCAAUACUAG